UUCAACAUUCCCUAUCCAGUUCCUCUGUUGCAUGUAAGUUCAUGAACCAGCAUUAAGUUCUAAGCAAAGGAUAAUCAGGCUUCAAAAUUCUGACUGUGGUGUUUCCAGCAAGUAGUGUUAAGCAAUGAGAAAAUUCAGUAACACUUUUCAUCACUCUGAUGGCUUUGUUCUGGUGGGCUUCUCUGAAUGGCCCAAACUAGAAAUGGUUCUUUUUCUGGCCAUCUCUGUUUUCUACAUAAUGACCCUCCUUGGGAAUUUAGCCAUCAUUAUCUUGUCAUGCCUUGAUGCCAGGCUCCACACCCCCAUGUAUUUCUUUCUGUCUAAUCUCUCUUUUUUGGACCUUUGCUGUACUACUUCCCCUGUCCCCCAAAUGCUGGUCAACAUCCAAAGCCACUGGAGAAAUAUCAGCUACCUAGGAUGCAUAGCUUAACUUUUCAUAUUCCUUAGUUUAGGAUCCACUGAAUGUGUACUUCUUUCAGUAAUGGCCUUUGGUCGUUAUGUAGCUAUCUGCCAGCCUCUCCAUUACACAGUUAUCAUGCACUCUUGGCUAUGCCAACAACUGGCAGCAGUGGCUUGGGUAACAGGUUUCAGCAACUCUUUGGUGCAAAUAGUGUUGACCUUCUUGUUACCUCACUGUGGUCCAUAUCAGGUGGAGAAUUUCUUCUGUGAGGUACCUGCCAUGCUUCAAUUAUCAUGUGUUGAUACAUGGAUCAAUGAAGUGGAGAUGUAUGCUGCUGUAGUGGUCAUAAAAGUCUCUUAAAAUUUUGAUUAUAAGGAAUUUCACUUAUUCAACAAAUAUUUGAGUGCCUAAUUGUGUGCCAGGCACUGUUCUAGGCACUUUGGAUUUAUCAGUGGACCAACAAAGAACUUUGCACCAUGGAACUUACAUUUUGGUUUGGGAGAAAUCAAUGAUAAGCAAUAGAUACUAAAUAUCAUGUUAGAAGAUGGUAAGUGCUCUGGAAAGGAAAAAUGUGGAGUAUGGUAAGAAGAUGGGGAUUGUGGGGCAGGAGGCAUACAUUGCAAGUUUAAAUAGAGUGGUAAGAGUAGGACUCACCGUAGCUGUGGCAUUUGAGCGAAGACUUGAAGGUGAGAGGAGACAAUGCAGAUAUUUGGGGUAAAAAUGUUCCAGGCAGAGGGAUCAGCCAGUGCAAAGGCCCAGGGAUAGGAGUGUGUUUGGCUUGUCCGAGAGAUAGGAAAGAGGCCAAUGAGAAUGGAAUGGAGUGUGUGAGAAGAGAAUAUCAGAGAGAUUACACAGGGACCUGAUUGGUUAGGGCAGGGGUUGGCAAUUUUUUUCUAUACAGGGCCAGAUAGUAAAUAUUUUAGGCUUUGCAGGCCAUAUGGUCUCUGUCACGACUACUCAAUUCUGCCUUUGUAGCACAAAGGUGGCCAUAGACGAUACUUAAAGCUUUACUGGAAUAUAGCCAUGCUCAUUUGCUUAUUUAUGGACUCUAAAUUUAUUUUAUAUGUCAUAAAAUAUUCUUUUUCUUUUGUUUUCCACCAUUUAAAAAAUGUAAAAACCAUUUUUAGCUCCCAUUCUUAGCUCAUGGGCCACAUAAAAACAGGUAUCUGGCUGCAUUUGGUCUGUGGGCCAUAGUUUGCAAGCCCAUGGUGAAGGGUUUCCAGGGCCCUUAUAAGAUCUUUUGUUUUGGGACUUCCCUGGCGGUCCAGUGGUUAAAACUCCGCGCUUCCAAUGCAGAGGGCACUGGUUCGAUCCCUGGUCAGAGAACUAAGAUCCCAGAUGCCACGUGGCGUGGCCAAAAGAUUUUUUUUUUAAAAAAAGAUCUUUUGUUUUUACUCAGAGUUUAAAGGGGGAGCCAUUAGCAGGUUUUGAGCAGAUAAGUAAAAUGAUUUGAUUUAUAUUUUUAAGGGAUCACUCUAUGGAAUGAUGUCUAAGAUUUGCUUCAAAAUAAUCUGGAGGGCAGGGUACUAUGGGGGUUAAAGAUGAAUCAAGAUGGGUCAUACAUUAAUAAUUAUUGAGUCUGUAUAAUGGGUAUAUAGGGUUUAAUAUAGUAUUCUCUAUGCUAUUAUGUAGGGUUUUCCAUACUAGAAGGUUAAAACAAAAAUAGGCACUCUGGCUGCUUAUUUGGAGCAGACUGUGAGGAGGGAAGGUUAGGAAUGAGAAAAGCAAUUAGGAGGCUAUUACGGUAAUCCUUGAGAGAUGGCAGUGGUGGCUUUGUCUGGAGUGGUAGCCCUGGAGGUGGUGAAAAGUGGUUGGGUUCCAGGGCUUCCCUGGUGGCGCAGUGGUUGAGAGUCCGCCUGCCGAUGCAGGGGACACGGGUUCGUGGCCCGGUCCGGGAAGAUCCCACAUGCCGCGGAGCGGCUGGGCCCGUGAGCCAUGGCCGCUGAGCCUGCGCGUCCGGAGCCUGUGCUCCGCGGCGGGAGAGGCCACAGCGGUGAGAGGCCCGCGUACCGAAAAAAAAAAAAAAAAAAAAAAGUGGUUGGGUUCUGGAUGAAUAUUGAAAGUAGAGCCAAGAGGAUUAACUGUGUAUCGGGUAUGAGGUGUGAGAGAAAGAUAGGAGUUGGGGAGGCUUCCAGGUUUUGGCCUGAACAGGGAGAAGGGUAAAGUUGCCAUAAACUGAAUGGAAAAAUCUGCAAGUAGAAGAGAUGUGGGCGGAAAGAUCAUCAUGAGUUCAGUUUUAAACAUUUAAGUUUGAGAUGUCUACCAGAUAUCCUAGUGGAAAUAUUAAACCGACAGUUGUCUAUGCGAGUUUGGAGUUUGGGAGGAAGUUUUGGACUGAAGACAUAAAUUUGGGAGUCAUUGUCAUGUAGGUAUCUUUAGCUUGGACUGGGUAAGAUCACUGAGUGAGGGAGUGUAGAUAGAGAGGAGAACAGUACCAAGCACUGGGCCUUGCAGCAUUCCAGUGUUAAGUAGUCAGGAGAGUAGGGAGAGAUAGCAGAGGAGACUGAGAAGUCACCAGGGAGACAGGAGGAAAACCAAGAGAGCAUAGUAGCCUAGAAAUCAAGGAAAGAAAGCGUUUCAAGGAGAGGGGAAAGAUCAGUGAUGUAAAAAUACUGCUUGAGUAAGACGAGGACAACAAAUUGACCCCUGAAUUUAGCAAUGUGAUUAUUGGUAAUCUGGAUGAGCAGUUUAGGUGGAGUGAUGAUGGCAAAAGCUACAUUGCCAAGGGUCAGGGCAAAGAAAUGGAGUAAGAACAGUCCGGAAAAGUGAGGGAAAGAAGUCCGCUCUUUAAGAUGGAAGAAAUAACAAGUAUGUACAGUCAGCCCUCUGUAUCCGCAGGUUCUGCAUCUGAAGAUUCAACCAAUUGCAGAUUGAAAAUAUUUGGAAAAAAAUUCCAGAAAGUUCCCAAAAGCAAAACUUGAAUUUGCCUUGCACAGGCAACUAUUACAUAGCAUUUGCGUUGUAUUAGGUUUUAUAAAUAAUCUAGAGAUGAUUUAAAGUACGGGAGGAUGCACGAAGGUUACAUGCAAAUACUAUGCCAUUUUAUAUAAGGGAUUUGAGCAUCUGUGGAUUUUGGUAUCCACAGGAAGUCUGGAGCCAAUCCCCUGAGGAUACUGAGAGACUAUUGUAUGUAUACUUGUUAACAUAUAGAACAUAACAGUAUGCAUGCAAAGAGAGUGACCCAUGAAGAGGAAA
Messenger RNA from Orcinus orca (killer whale), 3595 nucleotides. Its product is annotated as olfactory receptor 2J3-like. Gene Ontology annotation, biological process: G protein-coupled receptor signaling pathway. Gene Ontology annotation, molecular function: olfactory receptor activity; G protein-coupled receptor activity. Gene Ontology annotation, cellular component: membrane. Lineage: Eukaryota; Metazoa; Chordata; Mammalia; Artiodactyla; Delphinidae. The record is from RefSeq and is a predicted model, not a curated record.